Messenger RNA from Ramularia collo-cygni, 957 nucleotides. Its product is annotated as related to HPP family protein. Lineage: Eukaryota; Fungi; Ascomycota; Dothideomycetes; Mycosphaerellales; Mycosphaerellaceae. Bases 1 to 957 code for a protein of 318 amino acids. The transcript has a single exon. The record is from RefSeq and is a predicted model, not a curated record.
AUGGGCCGCAUAACCUCCUCCCUCCGCCAACACCUCACCAACUGGAACAUUGACACAUUUCUCAACCCCUACAUCCCUCCGAAUCCCCUCUCCCACCUCCCCACACCCAUCUCCCAUUUCCUCGGCUACCGCUCGCACCCACCGAAAGAAGCACCCUCCAUCAUCCAAUGGCCCGUGACCUUCCUCGCCACCGUCGCCGCCCUCUGUCUCGUGUCCGGAAUUGGAAACUACGGCCCGGAGAUUCUCAAAUACCACCCACCAGUCAUCAUCGCAUCCCUGGGAGCCAGCGCCAUUCUCGAUUUCGGCGCCAUCGCCUCCCCAUUAGCACAACCCCGCAAUUCCAUUAUCGGAAAUACUCUCGCGGCUUUGUGUGGUGUUGCGAUUGCCAAACUCUUCCAACUCAGUCCGCAAUUUGAAGGUAUUAUGUGGGUUAGUGGUGCGGUGGGAUGUGCCGUCGCGGGAUUGGUGAUGAGUGUUACGGGAACGGUGCAUCCUCCGGGUGGCGCGACGGCUGUGUUGGCGAGUACGGAGAUGCAUGUGCUUGCUAUGGGAUGGCCGUAUGUGGGGAUUGUGUUGAUGGAUAGUACGUUGAUGGUGUGUGUUGCGUUGCUGUUCAAUAAUGUCUUUCGGAGGUAUCCCUUGUAUUGGUGGACUCCGGGGAGUGUGGGCGGGAAAUUAAGGGAGGAACGKGCUGAGAAGGCUGAGAUGGAAGUUGAAGAGAUGGAGAAGAAGAAUGAGAAUGGUGGGGAUGAGGAAAAGGGUAAAGUGGGCAGUGAUACUAGUUCGGAUAGGACGUUGAAGAGGGAACUUUCCCAUCGCGUGGAGGUUGUGGAGGGGUUGGAGGGUAUUCUUGUCAAGUCUCAUUCGAUUCAGGUCCCGAAGCAUGCGAGGUUGAGUGAGGAGGAGGUGGCCGUGUUGAGUCGCAUUCAGGAGCGGUUGAGGGUUCGGAUGGAGUGA